This is a messenger RNA of Oryzias melastigma (Indian medaka), 2706 nucleotides long. RefSeq names its product glycine-rich cell wall structural protein. The record is from RefSeq and is a predicted model, not a curated record. Bases 460 to 2412 code for a protein of 650 amino acids. NCBI's taxonomy places the organism in Eukaryota, Metazoa, Chordata, Actinopteri, Beloniformes, Adrianichthyidae. The transcript has 27 exons.
GCGAACUCACCUCCUGCCUCCUCAGCUCCAUGUGACGCAGCAGCGGCGAGGACCCGACGGGCGACCAAGGUGGCGGAAGACAUCUGUACGAGAGGAGAAGGCAAAAGGCCGAGAAACCAGUCCACACACAGAGGAACGCUCCACUUUAAAGGUCACAGCUACCUGUUCUCCAGGAGGUGAAGUGGUCAUCACAGAGGCCACUCAAGCCAUAACCAAUCGAAUCGAAACCAAUCUUGGUUGAACUUCUCAUAAGGAGUUCUGAGCUCGUCACCCAGGACCUGUCGGCCAUGGGGGGCCCUACCAGGGGCAGAAGCCCCCGACAGCCCUGGAACUGUAAACAAUCAAUUAAGCGACGGUUGGCUCAGUCGGCUGGACGUUGGGCUGCCACAAACUAGGCUCCCUGGGCCUUUGGGUAAAAGCGCUGCAGCCUCUUUAGCACCGAACCCGGCCGGCUCCAUCAUGCUGCUUCCAGCUCUGACGCUGCUUCUCUGCUUGGCUCAGCAAACUCUGCAGGGCGGAGUGAAGCCUCAAAGUGUGGCUUACGGGAGAGCCCUGGCAGCUCGAGGUGUCGGCAUUGGAGUGAAACCUGGAAUGACUGGAGGACUCGGAGCACUCGGAGCACUCGGAGCACUCGGCAACAGAUAUGGAACCAAAGCAAUGAAGACGGGAAUUGGGCGCUACCCUGCAGCUCACCUUGGUGCAGGAGGAUACAGGAAUCUUGGGUUAGGAGGAAGAGGCGGGAUAAAGCCAGGUGCAUAUGGAGGAUAUGGAGCCCAGGGAGCCUACGGAGCCAGUCUGGGAACAGGAAUGGGUCUGGCACCUGGAUUUGCUAACGGAUUGGGAUUAGGUUUGGGUCAGGGAGGGAAACGCGGAUAUGGCGCCGGCAUGGGCGCUCUUCCAGGAUAUGGAGGUUUCGGAGGAGUCGGUUAUCCUGUAACUCGUCCAGGUGUGGCGGCAGCAGAAAAUGGGGGACCCGGUGUGGCCGGUCUGGGCCAAGCUGCUCCAGAUCUUAAGAGAGAAAAGAGCACAGCUCUAGGAAACCAGUUCAACAGAAAAACUGGACCCGAAAUGCCCGACAUGAGGAGGACCGGUGUUCUCGGUCCCAAUCCUCCCGAGUCACAUGCAGGAGUCGAGGUCAAAAGCCUCGAUCCGCUCUUUCACUCUUCAGAUCUUAGACCUGCAGCUCCGCUUGACAGACAGCUGGGAGUGCUGGGUCUAGACGUUUCGGGGGCUCAGGGGGUAGGGCCCCAUGGGGCUUUUGUCCCUCGGAGAAAGGGGACGUUAGGUCCUGAAGCCACUCCAGCUCCAGGAGGCAGAAGAGGGCACCUCCCUGUUAGCAAAGACGACAUCAGAACUCUGGGUUCUGCCUAUUCACGGUUACACAAAGACUUUGAUCCAUCCACCCAGCAAAUCCCAAAAGCUAAAAACUGCGGAUCGCCUUUGUCCGAAGUGUUGGAGCAAAGGGAGAGAACUUAUCGACCUCUAGCGAAAGACCCCAGAAGCGAUGUCUUCUCCGUUCAGGGAAGCAGAGACUAUCUUCCGUCUCUGGCAGACAGGCAGGACGCCAAAGGACCGCUGGCGAAACACAAAAACAGUCCGACUGACACUCGAGGUUUGGACUUGGCUUUAGCUGGAAAAGAGCAUGAAGCUCACGGCUUUACUGGCGAGGAGGCGAGGCCGCUUUCUCAAGCUGAGAGGAUAGAAAGAAAACCAAAAGCUCUCCCUAUCCCGGGACAGGCUGAGAGGAGAACACAGGCAGCAAGUUAUCUGGGUGCAGCAGGAAGCUACCUGGGAGCCGGUCUGGGUGCUGGAGGCUACGGAGCAGGUUUGGGGCAGGGAGCUUACCUGGGAGGGGCAGCCGGAAAACUGGGAGGUUAUGGUGACGGGGUGAACGGAUACCUCGGCGCUGUGGCAGGAAACGGCUUUGGUGGAGAUGUUGGAAAGACUUUGUCUGCAGGUUACGGGAAUGGAUACGGAAACGGUUAUGGAGCUGGGCUUGAUUACCCUGCAGAGUUAGCUGAUGGUGCUGAGUACAAAACAGGGAAGAGCAAAGCGCUGGGCGCAGGAGGUUAUGCUGCUCCGGUUCAGGGAGCGUUUGGAGCUCUCGGUGCCGGACUGGAAUCAGCUGGUGGAAAAUACGCAGGAGGAGCAGCUGCUCAGGCUCCGUAUGGAAAUACUCCGCUGAUUCCUGCGGCGCUGGAGGGUGACGCAGGCUACCCGUACGCCGCUCAGCAGCUCGGCCUCGCCGCUGAAGGGACCAAAACCGCCAGCAAAUAUGGAGCUACUGAAGGAUUUGGAGCUCAGCAAGCAGGUUUUGGUGUGCAGCUCGGAGCAGCUCAAGAGGCCUUGGGGCAGCAGCAGAGCAAAUAUGGAGGAGUGAACGGCGGGCUGGGGAACGGUUACAAAGGCUGAACUCCAAGACCUCCAACAGUGAUGCUUUUUAACUGUUCAUGUGUGUUUUAGUUUAGUUUGUCUUUGUCUUUUUAGCUUUUAUUUCUUUGUACGUUGAUGUUUGACUCUCAUUUUUAUUGUUUGCUAAAGAAAAAGGUUGAAAUGGAAUCCUUUUGUGCCCCGCCGGCUCAUUUCUGUCCUCUUCUGUCAGAGCUGGUGGUGAUUUUUGAACAGAAGGGCAGAAAGUCUGUGUUUUUAAAAAGAUUGUUGUUGUCAUUUUUCUGUUUUGAACCAAUAAAUGAAACGACAAAAUGA